AUGAACAUAGAUAGAGUGGCACAUAGUGAUCUCUCAUCGGCAUUCCCGCUCAUGAAAUCGAUCGAACCUACGAUCGUCCUGCGGCUAACUAUAGAAAAACAUUACUUAGGAUAUGUUCUCAACGCGGGGGUUGUUGUCGAAGGACUAUUUUUAGACAUCAGUGGGGGAAGCCUGGCCUGCUAUACUCUACAACGUGAAAUAAGAUAUCCAGAUGAAUCUCAACAAGAUGAAAAAUAUAGACAGGAACUAAAGACCUUAAAACUAUGGAGGACUUUAAACGACGUUAGUAACCAUAUGAUAAGAUUUAUUUUUACUCCGGCGAUUAUUGCAGCAUGGUUACGUGGUGCUUCGUUGAAACGAAAGAUUAAAAUGAUAGAAUAUAGGCACAGUCUUCAUCCUGUCAUUGAAAAUCGCGUUAGCGCGAGGGCUCUCGAAUGUCUGGAUACGUUUCCAAGUAAAGUAGUCGAGUUAAAUGAAAUCAUUGAAGAAUAUAUGCCGGAAUCAGCGAAGAAUAACGUCAACGUAAACACUAAUGUAAUUUAUCCUCGAACGAGAUCAGUAUCAACGUUAUCAAGUAUAAGAGAUUGUAAGCCGAUAAUUAUCGAUUUCGAUGUUGCAACUUAUUAUUCUCUAUCGAUGUGCGAUCGUAAUCGCACGAAACAUAGAAUUUAUAAAAGAAAAUAUCAUAGAAUAUACGGUGGUAAUAACGCGACGAUACGUCGAUAUCCUGGUGCCCUUGGCCAACUAUUGGCAUUUAUCAUAAGUCGACUAGCUUCCUGUACAAAAAAAAUCGUAUUCACGCCGUCCUAUUUCGUAAUCGACAAUAUCAUUCCAAUGUUUUUCCAAAAAUCAGAGUUACAAAACGCACAAUGUGGUACAUCCUCCAACUGGAGCUCCUCCGUUCUAGAUUAUACGUCUAGCAUCAAACAAGUUGACACAAUCGUUGAUACUUUUAUCAGCAUCAUGCGACCAGCCGCUGUUCAAUUAAUCGCAGAUAUCACGAUACUUAAACGUUGGCUGCAGGCCCUUGUCCUAAUCAAAAAUUCGCUCGAAUCGAUCGAAUUGACGAAUGCGACUCGUACCACCGAAACCAUCGAUUGCUGGGCUUACGAGCUCUACUUUCAUCUCAAAAAUCUUCAAGUGAGUAUGCGCAACAAUCAAAUGAGGGAGGAAAAGAAAGCAACUCCAAAGGAUUCGAUGGAUCGUAACGGUAUGACACACUUAAAUCUGUGGCAUCGCAUGGUCCAACUUCGUAAUAAUUAUAUUAUCCUCUACGAAACAUUGAAUAACAAUCAAAACAUCUUGAAUCUCGCGUCUAUGGAAGUUUCUUGA
Molecule: messenger RNA, 1332 nt
Organism: Vespa mandarinia (Asian giant hornet)
Lineage: Eukaryota; Metazoa; Arthropoda; Insecta; Hymenoptera; Vespidae
Source: RefSeq, a predicted model, not a curated record